Peronospora farinosa is the source of this 744-nucleotide messenger RNA. Lineage: Eukaryota; Oomycota; Peronosporomycetes; Peronosporales; Peronosporaceae. The record is from the annotation of a GenBank genome assembly.
AUGCUGUCUGGAAAGUUGCUACGUCGAGGCCUCCAAGAGACGCUGAGAGCGACAUGGCAGACACGCAGUUUCUUACAUACUACAGAGAAGACAAAACACGACAUUUCAUUGACUUUGUGCCGUCAAAAAGAUGAUGGACCAAACUGCUGGAAAUGUCACCAUGUCACCGAUUGCUGCUCUUUUUUCUGUAAGACAUGCAAUGCUAUUCAACCCAUUAGUAAAAACUGUCACUGUGACUACUUUGAAAUGUUUCAAAUUCCCAAGAACUUUAAUCUAGAGCUACGCACUAUUGAGAAAACGUACUGGAAUCUGCAAAAACGCUUACAUCCGGAUCUGUACGGCUCCAAGUCAGAGUUUGAAAAGGAGCUAUCAGCUGUCAACGCUGCAGUUAUUAAUGAUGCAUACAAGAUGCUGAAAACGCCCAACACGCGCGUCAAGUACCUGCUGACAUUGCACGGAAUUGAUGCUCUUGGCGAGACUGCAAGUACUGCCGUAGACCCAGAGCUGCUUAUGCAAACGAUGGAGAUCAGAGAGCGAAUUGCAGAAGCGCCGGAUGUGGGCGAGUUGGGCAAGAUCCGCAAGGAAAUCUCGGACCACAUUGACGCUGUGAUUAACAAACUGGGCGAAGUGUACGACAGGGACCAGGACCUCGAGUCCACGAAGGAAUACGCCGUCCAGCUCCAAUAUAUGGUCAAGUGCGUAGAAGAAAUCGACCUCAAGGAAGAGAAGCUGGACGGGUAUUAG